Molecule: messenger RNA, 2049 nt
Organism: Pistacia vera
Lineage: Eukaryota; Viridiplantae; Streptophyta; Magnoliopsida; Sapindales; Anacardiaceae
Product: cytochrome P450 86B1-like
Exons: 2
Coding region: 165-1859 (564 amino acids)
Molecular function (GO): monooxygenase activity; oxidoreductase activity, acting on paired donors, with incorporation or reduction of molecular oxygen; iron ion binding
Source: RefSeq, a predicted model, not a curated record
AAAAAAAGGUGUACUAUGAUUUCAGUUACACUCACAUCAAAGUGGCUGCCCACACAUUUCUGCUCACCAAAUCGAACCAAUUGAACCAAAACACUCACGUCAAGAAACAUUUACCUUUUAUAACUCACUUCAUCCUCUUCCACCACUAAUUAACUCAUCGUACAAUGCACUACAAUCACAUUUCCUAUCAACCCGAUACCAUGAUCCCCUCUACCACCUCCGCUAAUCUCACUUCUCUUUCCUCCUCCUCCACUCAGAAUCUCGCUGGGAACUUUCUUUCCCGGCGUUUCUUCUUUCUGCAUGAUAUUCAAAUCUUGGAGCUUUUUCUUGCUUUAUUUGUGUUCGUUUCUAUACAUUCUUUGAGGCAGAAGAAACGUUAUGGCCUGCCCGUCUGGCCGUUUCUUGGAAUGUUACCGUCUUUGGUUUCCGGGCUUCAGGGGAAUAUGUAUGAGUGGCUUACCGAUGUGAUUUGUAGUCAAAAUGGUACCUUUAGAUUCAGAGGUCCAUGGUUUAGCAGUCUGAAUUGUGUGGUGACUGCGGAUCCUCGGAACCUUGAGUAUCUUCUCAAGACGAGGUUCUCUAAUUUCCCUAAAGGCAGUUUCUUUCGUGACACGGUUCGUGAUCUUCUGGGAGAUGGGAUUUUCAGCGCCGACGAUGAGACGUGGCAACGACAAAGGAAGACGGCAAGCAUUGAGUUCCACUCAGCGAAGUUCCGGCAACUCACUACUGAGUCAUUGCUUGAACUCGUCCACUCUAGACUGUUACCAGUCCUUGAAAAUUCAGUCAACAGUUUAGUUUCCAUUGAUCUGCAAGACAUCCUAUUGAGGCUAACUUUCGAUAACGUUUGCAUGAUUGCAUUUGGAGUCGACCCCGGGUUUUUGCGUCCGGGUUUGCCUGAAAUUCCAUUUGCGAAAGCCUUCGAGGACGCGACUGAGGCCACAGUGUUCCGUUUUGUCACACCGACUUGCAUAUGGAAAAUCAUGAGAUAUCUUGAUUUGGGGACUGAAAGGAAGCUCAAACAAUCCAUAAAAGGUGUUGAUGAGUUUGCGGAGGAAGUUAUCAGGAGGCGGAAGAAGGAACUCUCAUUGUCAAGUGAUAAAAACACGCAAAGAUCAGAUAUUUUAUCAAUAUUUAUGGGUCUGAAAAACGAACAUGGGCAGCCGUAUUCGGACAAGUUUUUGCGUGAUAUUUGCGUGAAUUUUAUUCUUGCAGGAAGAGAUACAUCUUCUGUAGCGUUAAGCUGGUUUUUCUGGUUACUUGAGCAGAAUCCGAGGGUUGAGGAGAAAAUUCUUGCAGAGAUAUGCAGGAUAGUUGGUGAAAGAGAAGAAGCGAAAAGGAAAGAGUCGCCUCUGGUGUUUAAGCCGGAGGAGAUAAAGAAGAUGGAUUAUUUGCACGCUGCAUUAUCGGAGGCUUUAAGGCUCUAUCCUUCGGUUCCUGUAGAUCACAAGGAGGUUGUUGAAGAUGACAUAUUUCCAGAUGGAACAGUGGUAAAGAGAGGAACAAAAGUGAUAUAUGCCAUUUACGCCAUGGGAAGAAUGGAAGCCAUAUGGGGAAAAGACUGCAGAGAAUUCAAGCCAGAGAGAUGGCUGAGAGACGGGCGUUUCAUGAGUGAAUCAGCCUACAAGUUCACAGCUUUCAACGGCGGCCCUCGACUGUGUUUAGGCAAAGAUUUUGCGUAUUAUCAAAUGAAAUUUGCUGCAGCGUCGAUUAUUUAUCGAUAUAGUGUGAAGGUGGCGAAAAAUCAUCCGGUGGUGCCGAAACUUGCUCUGACAAUGUACAUGAAGCACGGAUUGAAAGUAAAUCUAUACAAACGUCAGGAGUUGGAGCUUCAAAAGUACUACAGCAAUAACAAUCCAUGAAUGAAGGCUGAGCCUGAGCUUGUAUGAAUAAAAAAAUAUGGUUUUAUUAUUUCUUAAUUUUUUAAGAAAAUUAAUAUUGGUAUUGCGCUACAUCUACAAAUAUAUAGGAUUGAUCGAUACAAAACAGAUGUAUGAUUGUAUUAAAUUAUGUUUGAAUAAUGGAGUGGAUUGUUCAUGAUUAAGGUAGGUG